AUGUCAGCCUCAAUUCGUGCUCCUUGGCUUCAUGACUACCUUCUCCAGAUCGCUGAAGAAAACGGCGGCAACCUGAUUUCUGUCGCGUUCGAGUCGAAAGGUCGCAGGGCUCAGUUAGUGAAGUGGCUGACGUACCCUCAGGAUGAUGACAAGGAAGUCUUCAUGUGGGCAAUAAUCUCUGACAAGGUCCAUACCGUCGAAGUUCGUUUCUCUAAGGAGGCUGUGAAGUCCUUAAGGCAGAAUCCCCUGUUCUUAGGCAGGAAUGUCACGGAGUAUAGGACUGCCAUCGUUAUCAUCAAAACGUUUCGUCCGUUCUGUACCCGUGUUCCGCAAGGGCGAGACAAGGGCAUGUCGUUAAGUGAACACAUCUGUCUUGAGGUCAAUGAUUUUAGCCUGUCAGGUGCAUUCAAUGAACCUGUAUGGGGCAGUCCGAGACCUAUCGGAACACAAUCAGACAUUCGGGAGUGGGUCCAGGGCUUACGGCAGGGUGGCGGUGCUGGCAAUGUGCUGAAAUUGCGCAAAGCAGCAAACUCAGCGGAUGUAGUUGCUCCAGCAGAGAGUGUGCAAGGUGAUCCCGAACGUGCACACCUUGAGGAGAUACCUCCGAAACUGAACCCUAGGAAAGUGAUGCUCGCUGCAAGAAAGCCUGUCCUUGCCAACCCUCCAAUUGAACUGCCUGCACAGAGAACUGAGCCCACUCACGUCGAGACAAAAGACAACUCAACGGGGGUCUAUUUGCGCAAAUGGAAGGCAUGUGUCCCUUUGAUUGUCCAAAACCAAAACUCAUCAUAA
Rhodofomes roseus is the source of this 792-nucleotide messenger RNA. RefSeq lists its product as uncharacterized. NCBI's taxonomy places the organism in Eukaryota, Fungi, Basidiomycota, Agaricomycetes, Polyporales, Fomitopsidaceae. Bases 1 to 792 code for a protein of 263 amino acids. The transcript has 4 exons. The record is from RefSeq and is a predicted model, not a curated record.